Arachis stenosperma is the source of this 1764-nucleotide messenger RNA. Its product is annotated as laccase-6. The coding region runs from base 34 to 1764 and encodes 576 amino acids. Gene Ontology annotation, biological process: lignin catabolic process. The record is from RefSeq and is a predicted model, not a curated record. Lineage: Eukaryota; Viridiplantae; Streptophyta; Magnoliopsida; Fabales; Fabaceae. Gene Ontology annotation, cellular component: apoplast. Gene Ontology annotation, molecular function: hydroquinone:oxygen oxidoreductase activity; copper ion binding. The transcript has 6 exons.
UCCACCUCAAGCCUCCACCACAAUUACUCAUUCAUGAAAAUGGCAAACUUAUUAGUCAUCUCAUUUAUGCUUUGUCUAGGUAUGUUAUCUACUACUAUCUACAAUGUGAAACUCAUUGCAUGUGCAAGUUCCAAUGGAGUACCAACAAGGUUGUAUGAUUUCAAGGUACAAACUAAAAGAGUUACCAAACUUUGUAACACCAAGGAUAUUGUCACAAUCAAUGGCAAGUUUCCAGGACCUGUAGUUUAUGCACAAGAAGAUGAUAGAAUCAUAGUCAAAGUUACCAAUAAGACACCCUUCAAUAUCACAAUUCACUGGCAUGGUAUCCGGCAACAGUUAUCGUGUUGGUACGAUGGGCCGUCCUAUAUCACGCAGUGCCCGAUUCAAUCAGGACAAAGUUUCACCUAUAAUUUUACGGUGGCAAAGCAGAAGGGAACCUUCUUUUGGCAUGCACAUGUUUCUUGGCUAAGAGGCACAGUUUAUGGUGCAAUGGUUGUUUACCCUAAGGCCAAUGUUCAUUACCCUUUCAAGAAUCCGUAUCAAGAGCACAUAAUCUUAUUAGGAGAAUAUUGGAUAAAGGAUCUCCAAGAAAUUGAGCAUUCAACUCUAGCAAGUGGAGGAGCUCCUCCUAGAGCAGAUGCAUUCACCAUUAAUGGUCAUCCAGGCCCCAACUAUAAUUGCUCCACUAAUGAUGUCUAUCAACUUGAUGUGGUUCCUAGGAAGACAUAUUUGUUGAGGCUGAUCAAUGCUGGUUUAAACACUGAGAAUUUCUUUGCCAUUGCAAAUCACAAACUAACAAUUGUGGAAGCUGAUGCUGAGUACACGAAGCCGUUCACCACGGACACGGUGAUGUUAGGACCAGGCCAAACAUUGAAUGUCCUUGUCACUGCUGAUCAACCCGUAGGGAAAUACUCCAUGGCUGUGGCGCCUUACAAAUCAGGAAGAAUUGUUCAUUAUCAAAACGUUUCAGCAAUUGCUUGCUUAAACUAUUUAGGAGCUGCAUCUAAUAGCUUAUAUUUGCCAGCUAAAUUACCCAAACUCGACGAUAAACUUGCCGUUAAGACAGUCAUGGAUGGAUUAAGGAGCCUAAACCAAGUCGAUGUCUUCAAAGAAAUUGAUAAAAACCUAUUCAUCACCAUUGGAUUGAAUGUUCAAAAAUGCCAUUCAAAGACACCGAAGAAGAACUGCCAAGCCAUGAAUAACGGGGUGCUGGCAGCUUCGAUGAACAACAUAAGUUUUGUUAAUCCGAAUAUUUCAAUCCUGGAAGCAUACUAUAAGAAUAAAAAAGGAUCAUAUACCGAAGAUUUUCCUGACAGACCAUCUAAGUUCUACAACUUUGUCAAUGGCGCACCUAAUAACAUUCCACAUGACACACAGUCAUUGAAUGGGACUAGAACAAAAGUCCUUGAGUAUGGUAGCAAGGUGCAACUCAUUUUCCAGGACACUGGAACAGUAAACAUUGAGAACCACCCAAUGCAUUUCCAUGGCCACAGUUUCUAUGUUGUAGGCUAUGGUACAGGAAAUUAUAACCCUCAAACUGCGAAAUUCAACUUAGUCGAUCCUCCGUACAUGAGCACGAUUGGAGUUCCGGUUGGUGGAUGGGCAGCAAUUCGCUUUGUCGCCAAUAAUCCAGGCGUCUGGUAUAUGCAUUGCCACAUUGAUAUACACCAAUCAUGGGGGCUAGGCAUGGUAUUUAUAGUUUACAACGGAAAAGGGGAAUCCGAGUCCCUACCUUCUCCUCCAGCGGACCUGCCACAAUGUUAG